UUUUUUUAUGAAGAUGAACAGAAAAAUUUGCAUAAUAAGCAAAGGAUCAAAGUUUAUAAUCCAAUGAAGAACGUCCUAACUCAAAUUACUAAUCCAGAAAUUGUUCUUGUAACAGUGACAAACCGAAAGAAUUAUUAUAAAUUAAAGCCCUUAAAGAAAAUGGUAAUUGAUGAUGUAGUCAAAGUAGUUAAUUCCCUGACAACCUUAACAUAUAAAAAUUAUAAUGAUCGACAGAGAGAAGUAUUCAUCAACAGAAUGAUUGGAUCUGCCCAACAGAGGGGAUUG
This is a messenger RNA of Cokeromyces recurvatus, 285 nucleotides long. RefSeq lists its product as uncharacterized. The record is from RefSeq and is a predicted model, not a curated record. NCBI's taxonomy places the organism in Eukaryota, Fungi, Mucoromycota, Mucoromycetes, Mucorales, Mucoraceae. The transcript has a single exon. The annotation marks the transcript as partial.